Messenger RNA from Zophobas morio, 4229 nucleotides. It is a transcript of the gene Sarm, whose product is annotated as Sterile alpha and Armadillo motif. Gene Ontology annotation, biological process: signal transduction; negative regulation of MyD88-independent toll-like receptor signaling pathway; response to axon injury. Gene Ontology annotation, molecular function: protein binding; NAD+ nucleosidase activity; signaling adaptor activity. The transcript has 10 exons. Gene Ontology annotation, cellular component: dendrite. NCBI's taxonomy places the organism in Eukaryota, Metazoa, Arthropoda, Insecta, Coleoptera, Tenebrionidae. The coding region runs from base 1 to 3171 and encodes 1056 amino acids. The record is from RefSeq and is a predicted model, not a curated record.
AUGUUCGCGCUCAACAUGCACUCCACAAUCAGACCUUAUUCGUACCGCCAUUCCUGGGAUCCCAACCUUAGCGUUAGGGACCGGAUCAACUUCUUCAAGCAGAAGGAAGGGAUGGCGACGGAUUUGUCGGUCGACAAUGCAAAUGGAAAUGAACAUCCUACGAUGAUGACCAUAAAAAAUAUACCAAGGUCGACAGUUACCACAUCCUCGCAGUUGCAGACAAACUCACAAACCAGUACGACAACGACCCGCGUGUCCAGCUCGACGAGCACCCAACGACUCCACGUGACUUCUUCCGACCUGAAGGCAUCUAACAUGAAAUCAGACCUCGUCGAACUUAAAAACAACAUGAACGACAUGAAGAGCAGCAUAUCGAACUUGAAGCAAUUCAAGAGCUCCUUGGAGAACCUCGUCGACGUCGACGACGACGAAAUGGAGGAGAUCACCCAGCCCUUGGUGACCUUCCCCGACGACACGCCGGUGCCGUCGGAGAUAGGCACCCCCACGAACGCCGUGGACACCGUCAAAUUCGAGCAGAAGACCAUGAACAACUUCAGGAAGACCAAGGUCGUGAAAGACGGAUUCAGCGCCGAAAAGGAAAGCGCGAAAUGUGCCGAAAUGAAGAAAAUUCAAGCUGGAGAUCUCUCCUACGAGGAAAACAGUGCAGCUGCUGCCAGCAGAGCCCGCUUGGAAGUAGACGGCGUUUCCGCGGAAAAAAGCCAAAUGAAAGCCAAGGAAGCCCGAUCGCUGAAAGCCGGAGAUCUGAGCCAACAGGAGUCCAAAAAUAUGGCACACACGAACAUGAAAGUCACUACGGAUAAAUUUACCAGCGAGCAAACGGCAAUGGAAAGCCAACAGCAGAGGCAAACGGUCACUCCGAGUGGGAUCUUCAAUCAAGAGAAGCACAGCUCGUCUAGUCACUCAGUGUACACCUCCACGACCAAAGGAAUCAGUACUUCCGCUGCCAGUUCCAUGCUACAGUUCCGUUUGACCACCAACGAGGACGAAAUCCUGAACAUGACGUGCGAGGAUUUGGAGCAGCUCUCGACCACGUCUAACCCUCAAGAGGUAGAAAAAGCCAUCCACAAGUACUCCAUCUACUUGGACCAAUCAGUUAAAUGCCUCCAGAAGGCGGACACGACGAACGCUCCACUUAUACUCGACAAGAUUAACGACGUAAUGCAAAAAGCCUGGGCAGUACCUACACAUGGGCACGAGCUGGGGUACUCCCUUUGCAAUGCAUUACGAAACUGCGGGGGUUUAGACCUCCUCAUCACAAAUUGUACGAAAACCGACACGAACCUGCAAUUUUCCAGCGCGAAGCUUUUAGAACAGUGCCUCACAACAGAAAACCGGGCUCAUGUGGUCAAACACGGUCUCGACAAAGUGGUCAACGUAGCUUGUGUGUGUACUAAAGUGGCAAACUCGGUAUCUCAUUCGCGCGUUGGUACCGGAAUCCUCGAACACUUAUUCAAACACAGUGAAGAAACCUGUAGUGACGUGGUCUCACUCGGUGGCCUAGACGCUCUCCUUUUCGAAUGCAGGAAAAGUGACAUCGAGACGCUACGUCACUGUGCCGGAGCUUUAGCCAACCUGAGUUUAUACGGAGGCGCCGAGAACCAAGAGGCCAUGAUCAAGAGGCAGGUACCCAUGUGGUUGUUCCCUCUGGCGUUCCACAACGACGACAAUAUCAAGUACUACGCUUGUUUGGCCAUCACCGUUCUGGUGGCGAACCCGGAAAUCGAAGCCCAGGUGCUCCAGUCGGGUACUUUGGGCCUAGUGGAACCUUUCGUCACGUCACAUAACCCUUCCGAAUUCGCUAAAUCCAACCUGGCUCACGCACACGGUCAAAGCAAAACGUGGCUGGAGCAUUUGGUGCCAGUUUUGAGCUCUAAACGAGAGGAGGCUAGGAAUCUGGCCGCCUUCCAUUUCUGCAUGGAGGCCGGCAUUAAGCAGCAACAGGGGAACACGAAUAUUUUUGCCGAAAUCGGUGCUAUUGAAUCCUUGAAAAAGGUGGCUAGUUGUCCGAAUGCUGUCGCUUCUAAGUAUGCAGCGCAAGCGUUGAGACUCAUCGGGGAGGAAGUACCACAUAAGCUAAGCCAACAAGUGCCGUUGUGGUCGGCUGAAGAUGUAGAAGAAUGGGUCAAACAAAUCGGGUUUGCUCAAUACUCUGCUAGUUUUGUAGAAAGCCGUGUUGACGGCGAUCUUUUGCUUCAGCUUACCGAGGAAAAUCUCCGGGAAGAUAUCGGGCUGACGAAUGGCAUUAAACGAAAACGAUUUACGCGAGAACUACAAAAGUUGAAGAAGAUGGCUGACUAUACGUCGAGGGAUACCGCGAAUAUUAACACAUUUUUGCAAGCCCUGGGUCCGGAGUUUAGUAUUUACACCUACAGUCUGCUCAAUGCGGGCGUCGAAACCAAAGAAGCUCUGCGCAACAUCUCCGAGGACCAAUUGUUGAACGAGUGCGGUAUUAUGAAUUCCAUCCAUCGAUUCCGAAUCAUGGAAGGAAUCAGGCAGCUCGAGAACGGUCUCGCGAAUUUAAACGAAGACAACUUGGACAAAUCGUUAGACGUUUUCGUUAGUUAUAGACGUUCUAACGGAUCCCAGUUAGCUAGUUUACUCAAAGUCCAUCUACAACUGAGAGGUUUCAGCGUCUUCAUCGACGUCGAACGGUUAGAAGCGGGCAAGUUCGACAACAACUUGUUACAAAGUAUUCAAAAAGCGAAACACUUCUUACUAGUACUCACACCUAACGCUUUGGAGAGGUGUCGAGGGGACACCGAACGAAAAGACUGGGUUCAUCGAGAAAUCGUGGCAGCUUUACAAGCCCAGUGCAACAUUAUUCCAAUCAUCGACAACUUCCAGUGGCCGGAGGCCGACGAAUUACCUGAAGACAUGCGGCAGGUGUGUCACUUCAACGGAGUCCGGUGGAUUCAUGACUACCAAGACGCUUGCGUGGACAAAUUAGAAAGGUUCAUGCGAGGGGAACUGAACGCUCGAAGCGCCGACGGGUUGAAAUUCGGCAAAGGCGACAUAACACCUGGGACACCAGCCAACCCUAGCCUCGUACGACAGCCCCCGACGUACCAAAGAAUGCACAGUAACGACUCCGGAAGUGGCAAAGGCUCCGAUAAGGACGUCAACGGGAACACGGGGCACCCGAGGGACUGACUAGAUGGUCCCCUAGCCUCGGGAACUCCUACUCCGCUACCUAGUUCUUAUUUACAGGUUCUAUAAGACAGCUAGUCCUUCGCGGAACUGGAUUAUGAACACGAACAGAUACCCACGUGGACUGCCACCGCAAUAUCCGUACACUCGAAGAGGUUCAAAUACUCCAGUGGCGUCCGUCGGGUUGGCUGUAAAGCCCCCACUCCCGAACCGAUCUCGUAGUUUGGAUGGCCUCCUGGAUUCAGAGCCACCAAGUGCAGCUCCAAACGCAACUAUAACUGAAAAAACUCCGUCCGAUACCACGAAAAGUUGUGACGAUUUAGACAAAGAUAAAGAGACUGAAGACGAAUUUAAAGUAAAUAGUGUAAAGUCGCAAAGUAUGGACAAUAAUUUAGACAAUGUCGAUAAGGUGUCGAUACAAAGCGGUUCCAGUGAUUCGAAACGUAAACGAAAUUUCAUGGACCGAUGUGUUAGUAAAGUGAGAUCUCUUAUUAAGAAGUAGUUCGCCACUAUUGUGUAAACUAUAUUAGUAAUAAUUACUGUACUUUAUUUACAUACACAAGAUGUAUAAGUGAUAAUUUUAUUUAUUAUUGUACCUAUUUGUUAUUUAUAAAUUUUAAUGGUAGGUUCGGAGUGUAAAUUCGGGCCUAUUGUGGUUUUUAAGGAAGAGUUUGCGUUUAGUGAUCGAAUUGUUCGAACGAUCGGUAAAAACAAACUCUUGUUUUAUUUUUUAUGGCAACUAAAUUACUUAGUACAAAAUUGUGCUUUUAAAGAAAUGUGAUCAUAUGCAGCCGUGGCAGUUGUUGUGAACUAUUUUUGGACACUUUUUAGAAUUAAGCGCAACCAAUUUCUUUAUGCAAUAUAUUAAAAUAUUAUAUUUUAGCAAUUCUAACAAGUUGUACCAAACUUGCCUAAAGUGUUGGUAUACGAAAAUUUUACAAUGCAUCAUUGCCUUAUUGUUCGAUAGUAAUCGAUGUGCAGGAUUAACACAUUUUAUUAGUAAUAAUGUAAUAAAGUUGUUUUUUUAUGUUAAAUUUAAAAAUAUAUUUUAUUAAGAUUCA